This is a messenger RNA of Colletotrichum tamarilloi, 177 nucleotides long. RefSeq lists its product as uncharacterized. The annotation marks the transcript as partial. NCBI's taxonomy places the organism in Eukaryota, Fungi, Ascomycota, Sordariomycetes, Glomerellales, Glomerellaceae. The record is from RefSeq and is a predicted model, not a curated record. The transcript is spliced from 2 exons.
GAGCGGCAGCGGCUCGCAGAGGCUGUGAAGCAGCAUCAAGUCAACCAUACUGCCGUCCGUGAACAGCCCGAAGAGCUCCUCGAAGCCGUCAAAGCCAGUUUACGAGCCAAAGUCUCGGCUCUCGCCGACGACAAUUGGAUGUACGAGGCCGAGCCGGAGCUGCCCCGUGGCUUCUGA